UAUACUUCUGGAAUCCCUGUGUGGCCUGCAGAGAAGACACCAAGGACUCACAGUGCAGGGGCUGCCUCACUGGCCUGACCCAGUCACCCUGGACAAUGACUUCCACUCUGUACAAGUGUCUCUUCAUUUUCUCAGCCCUCAGUUUUUGUGUCUCCCAGCCCAGCAACCAAGACCUCCCUCCCCAAGAACCCAUUGCUGAGAAAGAAAAUCCUUCCCACCGGAGGUUGGCACCAGUGAAUGUUGACUUUGCAUUUCGCUUAUUUAAGAAUUUGAUAUCAAGAGCCCCAGACAGAAAUGUUUUCAUCUCCCCAGUGAGUAUUUCUAUGUCCUUGGCCAUGCUGUCCCUUGGGGCCAGGGCAGCCACACACACUCAGCUCUUGGAAAGCCUGGGAUUCAACCUCACGGAGACGUCAGAUUUGGAAAUCCACCAGGGCUUUCAAUAUCUCAUCCAUCUGUUCAACAAUUCAGAUACUGGCCUGGAAAUGAACAUGGGAAAUGUCCUAUUUCUUGACUCUCAGAUAGAACUUAUGGAGACAUUCAUGGCAGAAAUAAAGCACUAUUAUAAUGUAGAAGUUUUUUCUGCAGACUUUCAAAAUUCAACCAGAGCCAAGAAACAGGUCAACGAUUUUGUCAAGAAUAAAACUUUGGGGAAAGUUGAUCAGUUAUUCAAGGAACUGGAUAGUGAUACCAUGCUUAUUUUGAUCAGCUAUAUAUUUUUUAAAGGAAGAUGGGCAAAAUCUUUUGACUCCAAUGUCACCGAAAUGCAGAAGUUUUACACAGGUGAGAAUGUCAGCGUGGACAUGUUGAUGAUGUUCCAAUCUAGGGCCAAUAAUCACUUGUUUGACAAGGAGCUGUCCUGCACAGUGGUGCAACUGGAGUACUCGGGGAGUGCCACAGCCUUCUUCAUUCUGCCAGAUGAGGGGAAGAUGGAUCAGGUGGUGGCUGCCCUGAGCCGAGACAUGCUGAACAGAUGGUCACAGCUCCGUCGGUACAGACAUGUGGAUUUAUAUAUUCCAAAGUUGUGUAUUUCUGAAUCCUAUGAUCUUGAAGAUGUCCUAAGGGAAAUGGGGGUAAUGGACAUAUUCACCAGCCAAGCCAAUCUCUCUGGCAUCACUAAAGAAGCCUCAGUUCAACUGUCUGAAUUCCUCCAUAAGGCUGUACUCAGCAUUGAUGAAGAGGGCACAGAGGCAGCUGCAGGCACUGGACUAAAUGUGAUAUUCAAAUCAUAUCAUCCGAUCAUCAAGUUCAACAGACCUUUCCUGUUCUUUGUGUUUGAUCACUUCACCUGGAGCUCUCUCUUCCUGGGAAAAAUCACGAACCCCGUAUAAGUGCCUACACGUAAAAUGUUGAACUGGAGAGGCAUUGUUGUAUGUCGUAUUGUGGAAAAUGAUUGGACUAGGAAUCGCAUCGGGAGACCUGGUGUCUACUUGGAGGGUUUGCACUUCCUACCUUCACCUCAGUGUUCUAUUUCCUCUUCUGUAAAAUGGAGAUAAUUCUUCCCUGACCCCGCGUUCAUCAUCAACAAUAGGAUUGUUUUGUGGUCCAAAUGAAACAAUGAA
Messenger RNA from Vombatus ursinus (common wombat), 1559 nucleotides. RefSeq names its product serpin family A member 6 (gene SERPINA6). Gene Ontology annotation, molecular function: serine-type endopeptidase inhibitor activity. The coding region runs from base 96 to 1328 and encodes 410 amino acids. Lineage: Eukaryota; Metazoa; Chordata; Mammalia; Diprotodontia; Vombatidae. The transcript has 5 exons. The record is from RefSeq and is a predicted model, not a curated record. Gene Ontology annotation, biological process: negative regulation of endopeptidase activity.